AUGUCCGUCAAGUUUGUAUGCAGUCCUCAGCGAUUUCCAUUUUGGCACCAGCAAAUUUGUGAAUGGAGCGAUGGUACUCAGGGAAUUGUAAGCAACUUCAUAAUCCAUGUAGGAACAUCGCUAGUGCAAACUAAAUCGGUCAAGAGUACUCUUCUAAGAACUACCCUUGCAUUGCCUCGUAAAGACUCACCUAUCAAGCUUAGUCGUCAGCGUGGAGAGAAUGAGGAAGCUGCAUGCGUCUUAUCUAUUCACAUGCCGGUGAAGGAGGAAAUAAGAUUCGUCAAGCCUCCAAGUAUUCUUCGCACUCGUGAAAAGGAGAUCUACCUUUUGCGUAAAUUAAUCAUGACUCCGACGACCCACUUUUCGUACUUCAUUACAACAGAGUCUUGUGUCUUUCGGCUUUGUAAAGAUUUUACCACUUCCUCUCAUCCAGCAAGCUCGUCACAACUCCAGAGAGCUUUCAAACAAUCCCUGCCACACAGUAUCAGCCUCAUGUAUCGAACUCAGCAUGAGAACCGCACCUCGGACGCGCACAUCUUGGCCACUUUCCCUCCCGAUGCAGACAUACCGCACUGUUGGGCUGCUGCAUACUACGACCGAUCGAUGCGACCAGAGACCGAACUCUGGGUAUUUGCUAGCGGGGAGAUUCCUGGUCAUUCCUCACGAGACAUCACUCAAUUCUGUCCGACAUGCAGAACCGCCCUUCUUUCGAUGAUCGAAUACAUGGGGAAGCUUCCUGUUCCUCCAUUGCAUCCAGACAAUGAGACUGCGGUAGAGCAAGCCAAACUGCACGAAAAGCAGUAUCCGGAGUUGGGGAAAGACGUCAGAUAUCCAGUUUCCCCCGGCUCUUACCUUCGCCAUCUCCUUCUCCCGUCUAUUGUCACUCUUGGGGCAGUCCACCACCAAGUCAUGCAGUUAUUUCUGGAGGCAGGUCUUGUACGGGAGGAUUUUCCCGGACCCGAGGCGGCUCUGAAUAAGUUUCUAUUCAAAUUUUCAGCCUUACCUCAAACUAAGGAGCUUCCAGCAGGAUUACGAUGGGGGGAAGUGAGAAGACAAGAUAUCGCAAUCGUACAAUCACGAACAGCAAUACCACGUGCUACUCGAACGUUGAUGUCACUGAAAAAUGUAGGGGUGUUUGAUGAAGAAACUGACAAAGCCGUUGCGUGGGCGUUCCUAGGACUAGAUGGCUCACUAACUGCAUUACAUGUGGAGCCUGGGUACCGUGGGAAAGGAAUUGCAAAGGCAGUGGCUACGAGAAUGUUUAAGAGGCACGCGCCUGGGCUUGCGGAAGAUGGAGAAGGCAUGGCAUGGGCUCACGCAGAUGUAUACGUCGGCAAUACGCAAAGUGAGGCUGUUUGCAGAAGUUUAGGCGGGGAAGAUUCGUGGAAAAUCUUCUGGGUUAGAAUUGAUGUUGCGACACUGGACCUUGACGAACCGGUAAACAAAAGCUCAAUUGAACGCCGGGGCUUCGGACAUUUAUACAGAAUGAUAAAUACCUGGUAG
Lindgomyces ingoldianus is the source of this 1503-nucleotide messenger RNA. RefSeq lists its product as uncharacterized. The transcript is spliced from 8 exons. Gene Ontology annotation, molecular function: acyltransferase activity, transferring groups other than amino-acyl groups. Bases 1 to 1503 code for a protein of 500 amino acids. Lineage: Eukaryota; Fungi; Ascomycota; Dothideomycetes; Pleosporales; Lindgomycetaceae. The record is from RefSeq and is a predicted model, not a curated record.